This is a messenger RNA of Aphanomyces invadans, 766 nucleotides long. RefSeq lists its product as hypothetical. NCBI's taxonomy places the organism in Eukaryota, Oomycota, Saprolegniomycetes, Saprolegniales, Verrucalvaceae. The record is from RefSeq and is a predicted model, not a curated record. Bases 200 to 703 code for a protein of 167 amino acids. The transcript has 2 exons.
CGAGAUGGGGCUUUUGGGCUGCAGCACGAGUCAAGGCUGCUGCCUGACGUGGCUGGGAAUAUUGCAUCUUCCUUGAAACGACUGCGAACAAUGUGUCCAGGUCAGAAGCACUAAAUUUAGGUAUUGGAGUUGCGUCCGUUACCAUCGAAGAAGCGCCCAAGCUUCCAGCACGAAUGAUUUCUCAUUUGGGGAUUGCAUCAUGCGACGAGAGACAGACUUGAUCGCGGUGUCGCCGCCGUCUAAGCGUAGCACCGCGAUCAAACCGUCACAUCCCGCGGACCAGUGCAUGUACGCCCCGUUGGGCAAGUGCUGCAACCGCCGCACUGUCAAACAGAAUGGCAAGUUGCACUCACUGUGCGCGUACCACCGGGAAAAGCAAAAUGCAAACCAGCGCAAGCGCGACAGCAAGCUACGACGCCUCAAACUUGGCCAUGCGACAGGUGGGGAUCAGGCAGCAUUGGCACCUCCAACCCUCCUUCUCCCGUACGCAAACAACAGCGACGAAGCUCUCGCAGCCACUCGUCGCAUGCCAUUCCUACAGAGAUUGCCACCUAUUCGAAGCUUGAUCCGACUGUUGCGACAGCAAGAACCCAUGCCACGUGGGUUCUAUCCCGACGGCACGGCGGCCCACAACAUAGUGGCCGGUUCCCAUGUGCCUCAUCAUCGCAUGCUGAGUCCACUGGACGAGCGAUUGCACUGGUGAAUCCAUCGCCAACUGAAGACCAACUCACGAGAGUGGCGAUUUUGGCGGCACCUAAGCCUGUUG